CUUUGCCUGCUUGGAACUGUUCUAUUGUUUCUUGGUGCUGUAAUUUCUGGUCAUGGUGAAGCUCUUCCGUUCAAACCAAAAUCAAAGGAAUCAAUUGAAGAAAAGUAUAGCUUACAUCACGUUGGAUGGGUUACGCGUAAGGAGCGGGAGACCCACAUGCAAAGAGUCCAGGAGAAUGAGCCAAUGGCUUCUGGUUAUAGCUGCCAGGAAUAUGCUGUGGAUAUAGCCUUUCAAAUAUCAAGCUCAAGGACGUAUACUUUCAUUAAAUGUUUUACACUUUUUCGAUGGCGUUCUUUUCUAUACGUAUUUCUAGCUGGCUUCAGUAGUGCCGUGUUUCUUGUGCAAACAUACACCAACCUAAACGCACCUGUUGUUAUCUUUUAUCCAAUUAACUUCGAGUUCUUCAAUUUUGUUAUGUUUACCAACAUGUUUGUUGCAACAGAAGCAUAUCGGUUGGGGUAUACGAAAUAUAAGGCAAGAAAGAAUGUUAUUGGAGGGUUGAAAGAUAGAUGUCGUGUCUAUUUUAAGAUUCCCAGUUAUAUGGAUAUUUUGAAGUUGCUACUUUUGUUGCUGUUUAUUGCUGGAAUUCAAAUCUGCAUAAGGGACAUAAGAUUGUUAUUGGCGUCCUAUUGAUAGCAAUAAUCUAUCUGGCCGCAGAAAUGAGAGAUCAUUAAUAAGUGUUAUUGGUGUACUUCGCAGCAUUUAUAUGCCUAUGUUAUGAGGUAGUGA
Molecule: messenger RNA, 729 nt
Organism: Geodia barretti
Lineage: Eukaryota; Metazoa; Porifera; Demospongiae; Tetractinellida; Geodiidae
Source: the annotation of a GenBank genome assembly